AAGGAAGGACGGUUGGGUAAGACGAGUGCGGGGGCGGCAGGGCGAAAUGGGCGAUACGCCCAAAGCCAGAAUGUUUAUUCUAAUCUUUCGCCACCUGGCCCAUUGAAACUUGGAAGGAAAAGGGAGAGAGCAAUGGAGAUUUCGAUGAGACCCCGUUCCGUCGCCUCAUCGCGCUCUGAUCGACGGAUUCUUCUUCCGUUUCAGAUCAAAGAGAGUCUGCCCACCUCCAGAUUUCUCGCUUUUCCUGCCGAUUCUCCGUUUUCUCGAUGCAAUUCGUCACGGAUUCAGAUUAAAUUAAGUUCCAUAAAUGACUUGCAAAGAUGCAGAAGCAAACUUGAAUCUUUAUUCUGUUAUGACAAGUCCAUUCCAGAGGAAGCCAUUGAGGAACCGGUUGGUGUCACUUUGAGUAAAAAGGAAAUAGGCGACAACCCACCUUGCAUGGAUUGUCAAGCUAAAGGUGCUGUCCUCUGUGCUACUUGCUCAGGUUCGGGUUUGUAUAUUGACUCGAUACUGGAGAGCCAGGGAAUCAUUGUGAAAGUUAGGUGCCUAGGUUGUGGAGGCACUGGAAACAUCAUGUGUUCAAGAUGUGGAGGGCGAGGUCAUAGCAGAAUGGACUAAAUCUGCAAUGACUUUUGCUAAAGCAUUGAAAGUGAAAGUUUUAAUGGUCACGAGCAUGUGGUGCAUGCAGUGCAUAGGAGGGAUUGGGGGGUGGCGAGGAAGAUGAGAGACAAAAAUGUGGAGUUGAAGGGAUGGAAGGAAAAAGGAAAAGAAUGGAUGUUACUACAUUUCCCCAAGUAUCCAGACCUGAAAAUAAGCCGAGCUUUGUGUGAGCAGCUCGGGCUUGACUAGUUCAACUUCCAAAUGUGCUGAUCUCAAACUUUGAAUAUAGAUUGUGUAACAAUAAAGCCAAGCUUAGGGAGAUGGGACUUCAUUUGGUUAAGCUCGUGGAUAGAACCAGGUUAUAUAUAUUAUUUUAUUUGGGUAGUGUUUGGAUCACUUCAAGUUUUUAGCUU
Elaeis guineensis (African oil palm) is the source of this 1013-nucleotide messenger RNA. RefSeq lists its product as uncharacterized. NCBI's taxonomy places the organism in Eukaryota, Viridiplantae, Streptophyta, Magnoliopsida, Arecales, Arecaceae. The record is from RefSeq and is a predicted model, not a curated record.